CGAACCCAAACUGUUCUAUGAUUCUAACCACGAACGCACAGACCGCCGGCAGCCCCCGCAGCCCCCGGGGGAAACGGAAGCGAAGGGAAGGACUUUUGGGCGUCCACCAGAAACUCUCCGAAGAGUCGCCAGGAGAGCGGGACCUCCUCAGGGCUGCCCUGGCUGCCCGGGCCCCUGCGGGCGGGGCGGGCGAAGCGAAAGCGAAGGGAAGGGCUGCGGGCGGCAUCUCCGGCGCUGUGGGAGCAGCGCAGCGCCGCUGCCCGGCGGGGAAACACGUGUGGGAGCCGGUCAGGAUAGGGGUGAGGGGGUUCGUGAGUCCCGUAAGCCCGCGGUCACGGUCUGCGAGUCGAAGGCGGCGUGGCGGGGCGCUGCCGCCGAUGAUGCCCGGGGCGCGGCGCCCGCCCGCGAUGCUCUGCUCCAUGCCCGGCGUGGCUUUCGUCCCCGCUUUGCUCGUCGGAUGGUCCUCGGCCGCCUUCAUCAUCUCCUACGUGAUCGCCGUGCUGGCGGGGCACGUGGAGCCCCUCGUCCCCUACAUAAGUGACACUGGAACUAAACCUCCAGAGAGUGGUAUCUUUGGGUUUAUGAUUAAUAUUUCAGCCCUUUUAGGUGCAAUUACAAUGUACAUCAGAUAUUUAUUAAUAGAGAAGCAAAAUGAGUCAUCACACUUUAUUAGUUCUUCAUGCAACAUGUUUUCAUUAUGCAUUGGAUUGAUGGGCUGUACUGGAAUGGGCAUAGUUGCAACUUUUCAGGAGCUGGCUGUUCCCAGUGUCCAUGACAUAGGAGCUUUGGUGGCAUUUGGCUCGGGUGUUGUAUACAUUACACUUCAGUCUAUAAUUUCUUACAAGUCUUGUCCACAAUGGAACACUUACUUUGUGUGUCAUGUAAGGAUGGCCAUAUCUCUAGUAUCAUGCAUUGCUUUCAUUCCCAUGAUUGUGUUUGCUUCACGAAUUUCCAUGACAAAAAUUGAUUGGACUCCAGGUGAAAAGGAUUAUACUUACCAUUUCCUGAGUGCAAUCUGUGAAUGGACAGUGGCCUUUGGUUUUAUCUUCUUCUUUUUAACAUUUAUUAGAGAUUUUCAGAGAGUUUCUUUACGGAUAUCAACAGAAAUACAUGAAGACUCUUGGUAGUGGAGAAAAUUAUUUUGUAUGUGUGUAUAUGAAUACUCUAGGUUUCUUUUUACUUCCAGAAAAUGUUGCAGAGGAACAGGGAUUUUCAAAUUUCUGUAAAGAACCCAUGCCAUUAACUCUGCAACAUUUGUAACCGCAACUGCUAAAGCAUUUUAAAAACUCACAGCAAUGUCCCCACUGUUUUUUUUGCAAUAUUUUGUAAUUUUUAUACUGUUUAACGUAUUAAAAUUUCUCUAAUAGAAGCAAUCUGUAAAAGCACUUGAAAUUCUUUCAAUGACUGAUCUCCUCAGCUCUUCCUUUUUGGACAUAUCCAUGCUUUUUCAUUUGUUAUAGUCUGAUUAGCAACAUUUUUUUUUAACUUGAGAAAGUGUAUUUUGCAAAUAGGAAAGUCAAAAGAGAGCAGAAAACACUAAGGCUGAAUUCCUACUCUGUUAAGUUGCAACGACUGUGGAGUAAAGUGUGAGCAGAAGUGGGCAUCUUAAACUGCUCUUCUGUCACGACUGUGCUCAGCCAGUGAUCACCAUAUAUUGCACCUUUGUUUUUUUCCCAGAAGGUAUUUUAAAUUCUUAUUUCGUAUCUGCUCAGUUAUUUCAAGACUAGAAAUUUGAUUUAGUAGAUUGCAACACUAUGCUACAUGUCUCUGAUAGUGGACGACUAUAUACAAAACCAAAUCGUAGGAGAAGUUUAAACUAUAACGCUUAAAAUUUUUUCUAAUCAUCACUGCAAUGUAUGUUGUAAAAGUCUACCCCGUUAUCCCCUUUAUGCACUGCUGGGCACAGGAAGCUUAAAACUGGAGUGGGAAUAGAAAGUAAGUUUACAUUAAUGCACGAUCUGCUAAAGAGAAAUCUUACUGCAAUUUGACAAGCAGAAGUUUUCCAGCCUGUGUUUUAACCUACAAUAAUGGAAUGACGGAGGCCUUCAGAAAGUCAUUAGGAGUGAAUGGAAUACAAGAAAAGGCACCAGUAGUUCUCGAGUGCUUGGUUAUAUCUGAGUGAAUUUAUAUAUAUGUAUAUAUAACUGAAGAAAAAACCUCUGGAAGCUUAUGUGGUGAAGGUAUGGCAUAUUUGCUGCUAUAAACUUACUUCUGUAAUGAAAGACUUGGAGAGGAACCAAUUGAGAAGUCAGGUGUUACAGGUAUCUGCAGGCAAAAAGAUCUUUAGUGAACUGAUUCACUACCUCCAUUUAGCGCAUUAGCUACUUGCCUAUCAAUCAAGUUCCCUGAAAAUUACGUUUCCUGUGGUCUAUCACAGUUUAUGCAAAAAUAUUGAUUAUUUUCAGCUGCUGAUGUUCUAUUAGAUAAAAACAAGUGUAUUUUGGAGAGUGAUGUCUUCAGACUAUUCUUCUGUUGAUAUUUCUUUUAAUGUGUGUUUUAAACUGUAUUAAAUUCAGCUGUUUCACAA
Messenger RNA from Cuculus canorus (common cuckoo), 2527 nucleotides. RefSeq names its product DNA damage regulated autophagy modulator 1 (gene DRAM1). Lineage: Eukaryota; Metazoa; Chordata; Aves; Cuculiformes; Cuculidae. The record is from RefSeq and is a predicted model, not a curated record. Gene Ontology annotation, biological process: regulation of autophagy. The coding region runs from base 18 to 1127 and encodes 369 amino acids. Gene Ontology annotation, cellular component: lysosome. The transcript is spliced from 7 exons.